AUGACGGAUGCCAACGGCCCACAUGUAGACGAGACUCAAGCCCUCCUCGAAGACCAUGUCGACGGCGACAUCGAUAGCGGCCAUCCCCACGACUCCACGGAAUCGGGACCCUGGCACCAACGUUCAUUCAGCUUUCAAAACGCAGCGAAGGUCGCUGUGCUCCAGCUCUUUGGCAUCUAUGUGUUGUUGGUAUUUGUGCCGCUUGGCCUGGUCGCUGGACCUUGCAAAUGGAACUCGAUUUUGGUUUCAAUCUUCAAUUUCUUGGCCAUUAUCCCGCUUUCGGCGGUAGUGUCUGACUCCUCAGAUAAAUUAGCAGAUGAAUUCGGAGACUUAUUUGGAGCAUUGAUCAACGCAACCUUAGGGAAUGCCGCAGAGUUGAUUGUUGGCGUUCUCGCUGUCAUACACAACGACCCAAAAUUUGCACAGUCAAUGAUGCUAGGAAGCAUUUUAUCAGACAUUCUUUUUGUCCUUGGCUGCUGCUUUUUCUCUGCUGCCUGGCGACGACCUAUCCUCAAGCUCAAUACUGCUGUCACUGAUACUUUGUCUUCGCUGAUGCUCAUCACAGCCGUGGCUCUUAUACUCCCAACCGCGUUGUACUCUACGUUCGAAUCAGCUAAACCGGCCGGGCUGGAUGACCAGAUAUUAGCCUUCUCUCGUGGCACGGCCAUGGUUUUACUAGUUCUCUAUUUUGCGUACCUCUAUUUCGAGCUUGUCAGCCAUAAGCACCUGUUCGACCCACAACAACCCAACGGAAGAGCGUCAGCUGAUUAUACGAACAUAAUUGGAGUGCCCACCGAGCCGGAAAUUCGCCGGUUAAUGCGACAGGAUACCGAGCGAGACAUGGAGCAUGAAAUCGAACUAUCGGACCAAGUACACGAAGAACCUAUCAGCGCGUCAACACCCGGCAGCGUCUUUACAGCUGCUGCUACUCUCGUUUGCUCCGGAGGAGCCAUCAUGGCUUGUGCACACCUGCUCCUCGACAGCGUCAAUGAUACCUCAAAAGCCACCGGUAUCAGCAGAACGUUUAUUGCUACCAUUCUCCUCCCGAUCGCAAGUAACGCUCCUGAAUGCGCAACUGUUGUGACAACAUCUAGUAGUGGCCGAAUCGACUUUGCUGUUGGAGUCAUCGUCGGCAGCAUCUUACAAAUCGCAUUGUUUGUCACGCCUAUUCUGGUUGCUCUCGGCUGGGUCAUACACCAAGACAUGAACCUUUAUUUCGAGACCUUCCAGACCGUUACGCUUUUCUUCUCAGUCUUGUUGGUCAACCAUCUGCUUCAGGAUAAGAAAUACACGUACAUGCAUGGUGCCGUCUUGGUAGGGCUAUAUGCUGCAAUCGCUCUUUCAUUCUUUUUACGUGACGAUAUAUAG
Messenger RNA from Venustampulla echinocandica, 1368 nucleotides. RefSeq lists its product as uncharacterized. Gene Ontology annotation, biological process: intracellular calcium ion homeostasis; calcium ion transmembrane transport. Gene Ontology annotation, cellular component: fungal-type vacuole membrane. NCBI's taxonomy places the organism in Eukaryota, Fungi, Ascomycota, Leotiomycetes, Helotiales, Pleuroascaceae. The transcript has 4 exons. Bases 1 to 1368 code for a protein of 455 amino acids. Gene Ontology annotation, molecular function: calcium:proton antiporter activity. The record is from RefSeq and is a predicted model, not a curated record.